Penicillium brasilianum is the source of this 4815-nucleotide messenger RNA. Lineage: Eukaryota; Fungi; Ascomycota; Eurotiomycetes; Eurotiales; Aspergillaceae. The record is from the annotation of a GenBank genome assembly.
AUGCAUCCCGAUAUUGAGCGAGAACUCACAUAUUUGCUGCUCAUCGAGCUGCUGGCAUACCAGUUCGCGUCGCCAGUAAAAUGGAUCCAGACGCAGGACGUCCUUCUCAAGGACCUCAAGAUCCAGAACCUCCUCGAGGUGGGCCCGGUCAGCACACUGGUCAACAUGCUGAGUCGCACUCUGCAGAAUGAGGACUACGUGAUCCACGACAGUGCGCUGGGCGUACGGCGAAAGCUGCUCAGCUACCGCGACCAUGCAGCCGAUAUCCAUCGCGGAUUUACCUCGACAACAGAUCUCAAGGCUGAGACCGUAGAGGCACCACGGGCUCCUCCGCCACCCAUGGCGCCUCCGGUGCCUUCUCUUCCUCUUCCUCCUCCUGCCAUAGCCGUGGAGGCUCCCAUUCAACCGAGCAUCCCAGAUGCUUCCCCUUCUGCCCAAGAAAUUGCCCUCGCAAUCAUCUCUCAAAAGCUUGAACGUGCGCUGGGAGCCGAUGAGCUGCGCAAAUCUGUCAAGCAGCUCUGCGGCGGCCGGUCGACGAUGCAGAAUGAGAUUAUUGGUGAUUUGGAGGGUGAAUUUGGAAGCCUGCCCGAAGACGCGGAAGGCGUUGAGGUUCAAACCCUCUGCAACAGGCUGCAGGCUUCGCCGGCGUUCUCGGGACGGCUGCGCCGUACGGCGACGGCCAUGAUUUCCAAAAUGGUCUCGCUCAAGAUGCCUGCAAGCUUCCGAACGGCACAAAUGCGCACGUAUCUGGAGCGCCGCUGGGGCUUUGGUCCAGGGCGCCAGGACACCAUCCUCCUUUUAGCAAGCAGUCAUCUGCCGGCGCAGCGAUUAGCCACGCCGGCUGAAGCCGAGACGUUUUUGGAUGACAUUGUGCAGCCAUAUCUUAAAGAGAAGGGAUUAACUGCUUCUACUGGGGCCUGUGAUCGUGAUCCACCUCCUGAGGUUGCUGGGCCCCCGAGUACUCAGGCACUCCCGCAGCAGGAGCCAGAGCCUCAGCACCUGUCAGUGAAGGAACUCUAUCCAGGCACUGACGCCGACCUCGAACGCGACAAGCGCAUUGAGACCCUGCAGGGAGAGAUCGACUCGCUUGUGGCCGAGCUGGGUGACGAGCUGAUCGCCGGCGUGCAACCGCAGUGGUCGGCAUCCCACGUCCGCCACUACGACUCAUACUGGAAUUGGAGUAUCCAGGAUCUCUAUCACACCAUGGGCGAGAUCCUCCGGGGUAGCGUUGGGGUCGGUGACCCAUGGACGCGCCAGCAGGGACGACUCAUUGCCAAUCGUGCCUGUCCCCGGCUGCUCAGCGUCGCAGAGUACCUGCAUCGCCAGGUUCUCGACGGAGCAAUCGAGGGCAACGUCGAUGCGGCAGCGGCGUUUCUGAAAACGGUGAUCGCUUCCAGCGCUGACUGGCAGUGCCCUCCAACAAUUCAGCCCUUUGCGCUCCAUGUGUGUGAGCGGCUAACCGCACCUCGCACCAUUAUCAACUCUAACGGGGAUCUUGAAUAUAACGAGGUCCUUCGCGCGGCGGCGGACAGCGGAUAUCACCACGUCUCGCUCAGCGUGAAGAAUGGGCAGGGCUGGGUUGUUGACGAGCAUCUCACCACGACCUUUGCACAGGAGCUUAAGGAAGCAAGCAAUAGCAAUGCUAAAGCGCCUGGCUUUGCUUCCAAAGUCGUCCUCCUCAUCGGGGCCAGCCGUGCCUCGAUUGGGUCAGAGAUCCUGCGUGGCCUCCUGGUCGGCGGCGCCCAUGUCAUCGUCACGACCAGCCGCUUCACCCCGGAGACAAUUUCCUUCUUCCGUGACAUUUAUGUUUCGCACGGAGCGCGCGGGGCCCAGCUGCAUCUCGUCUCAUUUAACCAGGCCAGCCAGCAGGAUGUACAUGCUCUUGUGGACUGGGUCUAUGACAAGCUCGGGCUGGAUCUCGAUCACAUCGUCCCCUUCGCCGCCAUGUCGGUAUCGGGCCGUGAGGUCGACGGGAUUGACGCGCGUGCGGAACUAGCGCAUCGCAUGAUGCUGGUUAACGUGAUUCGGCUCAUUGGCCAGGUCGCGGAGCAGAAGCGGAAGCGCGGGUUCAGCACGAACAUCACCCAGGUUCUCCUGCCUUUGUCACCGAACCACGGCGUCUUUGGCGGUGAUGGUCUAUACGCAGAGUCAAAGGUUGGGCUGGAGCCGCUACUCGCCAAGUGGGCGUCGGAAAGCUGGGGCGCGUAUCUCUCUGUGUGCGGGGCGUCGAUUGGAUGGACACGGGGCACGGGGUUGAUGAAAGCAAACGACCUCGUCGCGCAGGGGAUAGAGGAGAGAAUGGGAAUUCGGACAUUUGGAGUAGAGGAGAUGGCGCUACAGCUGCUGUUGCUCAUGGCCGCACCCGUUGCAGAGCGGUGCGAGACUGCGGUAGUGUAUGCAGAUCUCACGGGGGGACUGGGUCAGCGACCCAAUCUCAAGGAUGAACUGGUGGCACUGAGGGAGGAGAUGCAGCAGGCGAGUGCCGUGCGGAAGGCUGUUUUGGAGGAUCAAAGGCUAGAUGAUGAAGCGGAGAAUACCGUAGCAGCUGAUGACCGAGGUGCUGCGCCGGCGCCUCUCGCCAACCUGCAGCUGCAGUUCCCCGAGCUCCCAGACUACGAGACGGAGAUCCGUCCACUGGCGGCCAAUCUGCACGGGAUGGUUGAUCUCGACCGUAUCGUGGUGGUUGCUGGUAUUGCAGAACUGGGACCAUCUGGCAGUGCGCGGACACGGUGGGAGAUGGAGGCAGAAGGCCGAUUCAGUCUGGAAGGCUGCAUUGAAAUGGCGUGGCUGAUGGGAAUGAUCCAGCACACUGCAGGCGAGGUCGAUGGAAAAUACUACAAUGGGUGGGCAGACGCAACGACUGGCGAACCCGUGGCUGACAUCGAGGUCAAGAGUCGCUACGAGCAGCGCAUCCUGGCGCACUCGGGAAUUCGUCUCGUCGAGCCAGAGCUGGAUAUUGGCUGGGGGUCUGACCCCACACGCCGCCAGCUGCUGCAGGAGGUAAACUUGACGGAGGAUCUGCCUCUCAUUGCGACGUCCAAAGAGCUCGCACAGCAUUUCCAGGCCGAGCACGGUGAUCACGUUGACAUCUUCUACCCCGUCGGCGCCAAGGAUGGUGCAGACGAGGAGGAGGAUGUGCGCAUCCGUCUCAAGAAAGGGGCCACGAUCCUGGUUCCCAAGGGGUUGCGAGUUGCCCAUGCCGUCGCUGGGCAGAUACCAACGGGCUGGAAUCCAAAGACGUACGGCUUGUCAGAUGAGAUCAUCUCGCUAGUCGAUCGAGUCGCGCUGUUCACGCUUGUCUGUGUGGCAGAAGCCCUAUUCUCCAGCGGCCUGACGGACGCAUACGAGCUCUACCGCUACAUCCAUGUUUCGGAGUUGGGCAACUGCAUCGGGUCCGGCUUGGGAGGUAUCAAUGCCUUGAAACGCGUCUUCCGCACGCGUCACCAUGACCUCCCCGUCGCCUCGGACGUGCUCCAGGAGACCUUCAUCAACACGGCUCCCGCCUGGGUCAAUAUGCUGCUGAUCUCGGGGUCGGGACCUCUGCGCACCCCUGUCGGUGCCUGUGCAACGGCACUCGAGUCACUUGAGUCUGGCUACGAGCUGAUCUCCACUGGUAAAGCCAAGGCAUGUCUAGUGGGAGGCGUUGACGACCUAGACCACGAUAUCGCGGUGGAGUUUGCGAACAUGGGUGCGACCUCGAAUCCGGCCAAGGAACGGGCGCAGGCUCGCAAACCUGCAGAAGCAUCACGCCCCGCCAGCGCAACUCGUGCAGGCUUUGUCGAAGCACAUGGAGCAGGUGUCCAGCUCCUCACCACUGCUCGGCUUGCCCUUGACAUGGGCCUGCCGGUGCACGGCGUCAUUGCGUGGGCAAGUACAGCCAGCGACAAGGCCGGCCGUUCCGUUCCUGCGCCAGGGCAGGGUCUCCUCACCAACGCGCGUGAGACCAGUGACAGUCCAUUUCGAACGCCACUACUCAACAUCUCCUACCGACGGCGCCGCCUCGAGCAGCGCCUGCGCCAGAUCCGCGACUGGGAAGACUCCGAAAAAGAGGCCGAGCAGCAAGACGAAGCCACGGACGACACCGUGACACGACGACUCCUGGCCGAUGAACGACGCCACUGGAUCGCCAGCGAGGGCACACGGCAGCGCAAGGACGCUCUUGCCACCUUCGGCCACCAGUUCUGGCACGGCGAGCCGCGCAUUUCUCCCAUCCGGGGAUCACUCGCUGUAUGGGGACUGACAAUCAACGACCUAGAUUUUGCGUCCUUCCACGGCACCUCGACUGUGCGCAACGACUUGAACGAGACGGACGUAAUCCAGAAGCAGCUGGCCCACCUGGGUCGCGAGGACGGACACCUGCUCUACUGCAUUUUUCAGAAAUACCUCACUGGCCACUCCAAGGGAGCGUCGGCCGCCUGGAUGCUAAACGGCUGUCUGCAAACCCUUACCUCGGGUGUGAUUCCAGGCCAGCGCAACGCGGAUAACAUUGACGAGCGACUGCGGGAACGUCAAUCCUUGUUUUAUCCCAGUCGAACGCUGUACAAGCGCGGCCUAAAGGCAUUCUCAAUUACCUCGUUUGGGUUCGGGCAGAAGGGAGCCCAGGCUAUUGGAUUGCAUCCGCGAUAUAUGUUUGCGGUGGCAACUGAAGGGGAGUACCAUGAUUAUUGUGUCCGGGUUCGAGAGAGACAGCAGAGAGCUUCGCAGGCGUGGGCAAAGGCUGUCGCGAUGCAGACCGUCUGUGAUGUGAAGGAUCUGCCGCCGUGGGGAGAAGGGAACGAAUCGGCGGUUAUGUUGGAUCCCCUCGCCAGAUUUUGA